Molecule: messenger RNA, 915 nt
Organism: Emericellopsis cladophorae
Lineage: Eukaryota; Fungi; Ascomycota; Sordariomycetes; Hypocreales; Bionectriaceae
Product: Peroxisomal 2
Exons: 4
Coding region: 1-915 (304 amino acids)
Biological process (GO): fatty acid catabolic process
Molecular function (GO): 2,4-dienoyl-CoA reductase (NADPH) activity
Source: RefSeq, a predicted model, not a curated record
AUGAACGAGUCUGAAUACCUGAGCCCCGUGUGGAGGGACGGCAUUUUUAAGGGCCGAGUCGUCUUUGUGACCGGCGGUGCUGGUACCAUCUGCAGUGUUCAAACAAGGGCGCUCGUUCGCUUGGGUGCUAAUGCAUGCAUCUUGGGCCGCAAUGUCGAGAAGACGGAGAAGGCCGCCGAGGACAUUGCGACGGCUCGCCCAGGGGCCAAGGUGAUUGGCAUCGGAGGCUGCGAUGUGCGCAAGCCCGAGGCUUUGCAAGCCGCCGCAGAUCGCUGCGUGAAGGAGCUCGGUGGGAUCGACUUUGUGAUCGCUGGCGCAGCAGGCAACUUUAUCGUGCCCAUGUCGGGCAUGAGCUCCAACGCCUUCAAGUCCGUCAUGGACAUUGAUGUCCUCGGCACCUUCAACACCAUCAAGGCUACGAUGCCUCACCUGCUGCGUAGCUCAUCCCCUCGCAUCAUCUAUGUGUCUGCCACUUUCCACUACACCGGCGCCCCGCUCCAAGCCCACGUGUCAGCGGCCAAGGCAGCCAUCGACUCUCUGGCCGCGUCGGUCGCCCUUGAAUACGGACCUCUUGGCGUUCAGAGUAACGUCAUUGCGCCAGGUGGCAUCGAGGGCACCGAGGGUCUCGCGCGGUUGAGCAGCGAUAGGCCUGAGGACAUGGAGGCGUACAAGAAGCAAAUCCCAUCAGGCAGGAUAGGGACUGUUCGCGACAUUGCAGACGCGACCAUCUUCUUGUUUAGCGACGCGGGCACCUACAUCAACGGCCAGGUCAUCCCCGUGGAUGGCGCGGCAUGGAGACGACAGGGUGGCGCGCAAAUCGGUAUUGAUGGAACAAUGCAAUAUCCCGACUUCCUGCUGACUGGGGAGGUUUCGAAAAAUCUUAGGGAUCCUAGGAAGGGCAAGUCGAAGCUGUGA